UGACUUGGUAAAUAUGACGUCACACGUAGUUACAUCGGCAACUAGUGUAACUUACUACAGCGCGCUUUUUCGGAUCAACAAACUAUCACAGAAAACUCUUAUGUUUGAAAGAAACGGAAAGAUUUUGUUUUCAAGAAAAUAUCCCGAGAUAACUUUGAAGAUACUCAACCAUUUUUACAGGAACACAAUGGACGAGCAGAUUCCUCGUCGUCCAGCCAGUCAGUCUCUUGACAUUCACCCCAGAAAGGGACAACACUAUGAUACAGCAUACGACCAGACUACAUCUAAUGGAGGCAGCAACAGCGGAACAGUCGGAGCCACAUACUAUAACACAAACACUGGAACUGACCAGCAGUUCUCUAACACCAACAGAUACAACAUUGGAACACGAACUGACCAGCAGUUCUCUUACACCCACGGAUACAACUUUGGAACAGGAACUCACCAGUACCUUCAAAACAACAACGGACGGAAGCAAUCGCCAAACCACGACUUGGCCGCCGGAGUGGUGCCAGUAUGCCCGUGGUACGUAAGAGAGACCAAUGUUGCCGACGGUCAGAACGGCGAAUUAGGAUGGUAUAUGUACAACCAAACGUCAGUCGACGCCAAUAAUUACAACCGGAACCAGACUGGUCCGUCGUACCAAACUAUUUAUGACGUUAACAAUACCAAUGGACGCUGUGAUGGAUCGUACCCGACACUCAUCUCAACAGCAGUAAAGGGUACCAGCCAUCAUGUCAACGUAACAUGGACAAAAAGCUCCAACGAUUGGAGAAAUGAAAUGGGGUGUUACGGCAAUACGACAUGGGCAGACAACAGGAAAGGGCAGAGAAUCGCAAAACCAGCACAGGGGCACGACGCUUUAUCUUGUGACACCGCUCAUGGCAAUGUCCCAAUUAAUGGACCGGGAACAUGGAACAACAGGCUCCUGUGUUGCGAGUGUCACCAACACCAAAGUUGUCAAUCACAGAAGGCCAAGGCUGUUUUACGAGCAGAAGAGACGCUAGGUGCCGCUUCACGUAAACGUAAGGUAUUUGGUGAAACCGAGACCACACCAAACACAUAUGUCACCAGUGCACCAACAGUUGACAAGCGCGCCCUUUAUAGUAAAUUUCGUGUGGUGAAGAAAACAGAGCGAUCGCCAUCAUGCACCGAAAGUUCAAAAGUUACACCGAUGUUGUGGCGAUCCAAACUUGGUGACAGAAGCAUUGUUGACGUCAAUUAUGAUGAUGGUUUACCAAUCAACGCAAAAAUGGCGAAGACUGUACCAACCUUGACCCCUGUCAAGGAAAACGAGGCGUCCGCAUCCAUCGGGAACAUACAAUUCAUCACGCUGGAAAACAUGAAAGUCGUUCGGAGGAAGCUGGAGGUGGUGCUGGCCAUACAACAAAGAGAGGAACGACGAGAACGCCUCAGGUUAGAGGCCAAGGUUAGAGCCAAGGUGAAGGUCAAUGCUAAAGAGAGGGCGAGAAAGGGCAAGAAAUGCAAUGACCGCAAACGUCACGUGGAGAUUUAAGCUUGAAAAUGUAGUAAAAAUGAUAUUUUAGAAGUUUACAAUUAUCGCCUUUAUCAUUAUGGCCGAAUUUGAAGACUAAUAUGUGGGGCCUUCAUUUGAUUUUCAAUGAACGGCCUUAAACAUUUAGAAAACAAAAACAAAAACAAAAACAAAAAAACAAUCUCAAAUUUUUGAAAUUCCUUUUCUAUAUUUUCUAUUUUCC
Pecten maximus is the source of this 1718-nucleotide messenger RNA. RefSeq lists its product as uncharacterized. The coding region runs from base 14 to 1516 and encodes 500 amino acids. NCBI's taxonomy places the organism in Eukaryota, Metazoa, Mollusca, Bivalvia, Pectinida, Pectinidae. The transcript has 3 exons. The record is from RefSeq and is a predicted model, not a curated record.